Molecule: messenger RNA, 633 nt
Organism: Bactrocera dorsalis (oriental fruit fly)
Lineage: Eukaryota; Metazoa; Arthropoda; Insecta; Diptera; Tephritidae
Exons: 1
Coding region: 1-633 (210 amino acids)
Source: RefSeq, a predicted model, not a curated record
AUGAGUGGUGGAGGUGGCGGAGGCGUUAGUGUUGGCAUUAGCAGCGGCAGUGGUAGCGGCAGCAGUAGUAGCAGCGCGGCUGCCAUCAAUGCCGCUGCCACAUUGCAUUGUCUCACCUCGGUGGGCAGUAGUCAUAGCAAUGGCGGCAGCGGCAGCAUUAAUGGCAGCAGUGGUGGUGGUGGCGCCGGUGGCGUUGGCAUUGGCGCUAGCAGUGGCGGUGGUGGCGUACAUGCAAGUUUAGGACUCACGGCGAUGGGCAUGGCAGCGGGCUGCGGCGGUGGUGGCGGUGGAUUGAGUGCUUUCGGUAGCGGUGCUGGCAGUUUAGCGUCGUUUGGUGGCAGUGGCGGUAGUAGCAGCAGUUCCAAUGGUAGUGGCGCAAAUCAUCACCAUCAUCAUCACAAUAGUGUUGUUGGUGGCAUUGGCAGUGGCGGCAAUAAUUUGAAUAUAGCAACUGCAACCCUAACGGCUGCUCCAACGCAUAGCGUCGGCGCGAGCAGUGGCUUUGGAAGUUUGGGCGGCAUCAGUGUGGGUGUGGGUGUCGGUAUGGGCAUGGGUAUGGGCGGUGGCAACCUCAACUCUCUUGUUGUUGGUAAUCGAUUAAUGAACACAGGCUUACCGACGAUAUUAAAAUGA